This is a messenger RNA of Solea senegalensis (Senegalese sole), 2044 nucleotides long. RefSeq lists its product as uncharacterized. The transcript is spliced from 3 exons. NCBI's taxonomy places the organism in Eukaryota, Metazoa, Chordata, Actinopteri, Pleuronectiformes, Soleidae. The record is from RefSeq and is a predicted model, not a curated record. The coding region runs from base 226 to 1149 and encodes 307 amino acids.
CACUGGCCGAAGGAUGUGUGGCCGAUACUUUUACAAUGCAAACUCACGGGUAAAGCUCAGGAAGCUUGCGCUUCUCUUUCUGUGGAGGAUGGCCUCUCUUAUGAAAAAGUAAAGAGCGCGAUACUGCAGGUAUAUGAGCUGGUGCCUGAGGCAUAUAGACAGCGUUUCCGCGGUCUGAGAAAAACAGCAAGCCAGACGUACGCUGACUUUGCCAGAGAGAAGGGGAUGCUGUUUGACAGGUGGUGCUCAUCUUGUAAGGCAGAUAACUUCAAUUCAAUACGUGAGUUAAUGUUGUUGGAGGAAUUUAAAAACCAAGUGCCGGAGCGAACUGUUGUGUAUUUAAAUGAGCAGAAGGUAACUACUUUGCAGCAAGCUGCUAUUCUUGCUGAUGAGUUUGCUCUUACCCACAGAAGCCCCUUUAUCAGGCGUGAUUCCCCUACUCAACCUGAAACUGCUUUUAGGUCCAGUGACACGCGUGUUCCACGUUUCAGUACAUCACUCUCUGCACCCAAGGCAGAUAAGCAAUGUUUUUUCUGUCAUAAAGCUGACCAUCUAAUUGCGGACUGCAAUGCGUGGAAACGUAAGCAGCAGGCGGCAAUUUCAAAGCCCAAGGGUGUGGGGCUGGUAAAAACAGUAACCGGUUGUUCACCGUCGCCCAGUCAAACAGUACCUGAUGAGUGUUUUAAACCUUUCAUUUUCCCUGCAUUUGUCUCGCUCACAGGAAAGGUGGAUGAUCAGCGUCCCGUCACAGUUUUGCGAGACACUGGUGGCUCCCAGUCAUUCAUUCUUUCCUCUGUACUGCCCUUGAGUACGGAGUCUGCCUGUGACACGAGCGCAAUUGUACGAGGUAUCGGGAUGAGGCUGCCACCUACAAGAGAAACGGGGAACUGGGCUGGAGACCUAGAAAAGUGUGAAGGUGGGACAGAGCCCGUCGCUGUUCAUGCGCUGCCACUGACCCGUGAGGCGCUCAUCAACUCCCAGUCAGGUGACCCAUCUAUGAGAAAAUGUUUUGCAGCAGUUGAGGACCACGAUAAAUGUACUGAAGAGAGGCCAACCAGGGGGAGCAGGAAAAAACUCCGGAGACUGCUGCCUCUGGUGAAACAACUACCUCCUUGGUUUGUGUGGAAUCACUGCCUGACGAUGGGUUAACUGUACUAGGAAGUGAUCAGCAGAGUGGUAGGCUGUCUAACACAGAGUUCUUGGCGAAAAUAGACACCCAUUUGAACUAUCUCCCUGUAGAUCAGCAACGAGAUAUAGUCUCUUUGAUGCGCUCCCAUCCGUCCCUGUUUAAUGAUGUACCAUCUAGUACCAACGUACUAAAACAUGACAUCGAUGUUGGUAGUGCGUCUCCCAUUAAACAGCAUGCGUACCGAUGUCCUUUAGCCAAAAGAGAGCUUAUGAAAAAGGAAGCUAAUUACCUAUUGGAAAACGGUUUAGCUGUACCUAGCUGUAGUCCUUGGAGUUCCCCUUGUUUGCUGGCUCCAAAAUCUGAUGGCACCCCACGCUUUUGUACCGACUAUCGGAAGAUUAAGCACAAGAAGGGGACCGACAAUGUGGUGGCUGAUGCUCUGUCCCGUGGGUGAGGAACACAAAAAAAAAAGUUAAAGAAGAUAAUAAUUCAGUGUAGCAUGUUAGUAAUAACAGGUGUGUGUGUAUAGUGUUUAAUGUAGCAAACUAUAAGUUUGCACUUACGGGAGGGGGUGUUACGUGUGCAUGUUUUUUGCUGCUCUUUUGUGUCCUGCGCCAGGUGCCACCCUCCCCACCUGACUGGUCAGGCACACCUGCGGCACCUUGGCAAUCAGGUGGAUCGCCUCAAAGCUGCAGGGAUGGAGGCAGACGGGGCCAGUGGGCCAAACCGCCAAACCGCGAGAAGCUGUUGGUCGUGAACGAGAGCUGUGUGCUGCGCUAUCUUUGACUUGUUCUAAUUCCCUCGUAGUGUUAACCCUUGUUUUUUUUUCUUUCUUGGCUUCGCUUCCAUCAGGAAGUAGUUUUGUGUUGACGUCGAUUUACCUACGCGGAAAUAAAUAGUCUAAGUUUACAAAUA